GGAUCCGGCCCGUGCACCGCGUGUUUCGGGCUCUCUGCGGCCUCGCUGUCGAGCCCCGGCGAGGGAAGCCUGGCCCGCAGAGCGGGAUGGCGGGGAGCAGCCCGAGAGCAGUGAAAGCCGCCCCGGGGCUGCCCAGCCGGUGUUGCCGCUCCCCCGCGGAGCUCCGGCCCUGGCGACCUGCGCAGCAGGGACACACAGCGCUCGCCCGCCGGUCUCCUUAAAGCCUCGAGAAACAACUUCUGCUUGGCCAUGGCGAUGAGGCCACCAGUGCUUUUGGAAUACGUUGGUGAUGUGCAGGGACCACUGCUGACCCUGCUACAUGUACUGUGGAUGUUGAAAAACAUCACGACAUCACAGUGAAUUUGAGCGUUGGCAGGGGCUCCCUCAUUCCUUGCUUGGGCCUGGCAGUCAUAGGAUGGACUGUCGACUCCUCUGCAGGCACUGAAGUGACUUCAUAAGCACUGGCCGUGAGCCGAAGACCUCGCACAGGUGACACAUCUGCUCUGAAAAAGGUUUAAAGAGACAUGGAGCUUGAAAGAAUCAUUCAAGACACACUGACGCGCUUCAUCCAGUCCCACGUCCCUGCAGCAGAUCUCAGUGGGAUGGAUGAUGUUUUCUUCUCUUAUAUCACGGGUGUCCUGGAAGAGCUGGGCUCACCAGAGUCCUCUGAAGAGACUUUUGACAUGGAUACCUUUGUGGAAAUGAUGGAGGCAUAUAUCCCUGGUUUUGCAGAAAUCCACAGUGGGGAUGUUUGUGAAAUGAUGUUCUCCCUCUCAGAAAGGCUUGGUGAAGCUCGAAACAAAGAAAAACUUGGCCAAAAGGCUGUGGAAAGCAGGAGUGAAGCGCCCUCUGAAGACCUCACCAAGGGCCAGGAGCCUGGAGCUGGAGUCUGCAACGGGGAAAGACUGUGCACUCUAACAGACGGAGCCGGGGCCCAGGAAGGCGCUGACUUGAAGGAUGGGGUGGAGCUGCUACUGGAGAUGUUCCCGGCCUGUACUGUGAGCCAGGCAGAGAAGGCUCUCGCCAUGGCCUUGGGGAACUUGGAAGAGGCAGUGCAGUUAAUUGUGGAGGAGAAGGUGGAAAUUGGCCCAGCAGGUGUGAGUGUGAAGGAACUGGCACGGCCUCGCAGAGCACCCAACCAUGAGGAACUAAAACAGGUCAUCCUACAGAAGUACAUGAUGGUGGAUAGUGCAGACGAUCAGAAAACGCAUCGGCCAGCUCCACCCAAAGAGGCUCCCAAGAAGUUGAUCCGCUAUAUUGAUAACCAGGUGGUGAGUACAAAAGGAGAGAGGUACAAAGACAUCAAGAAGCCUGAGAGCGAGGAGAUGAAGAGAACCUACAUCAGUCUAAAACCAGCCAGGAAGUACAAGUUCCACUGACAGCCAGGUCCUUCUGCUCUUCAGCUUUCCACCUCACUGCCAGGCAUGGCAGGAUGGAUAUGUGGUGCUAGGAAUGAGGCGACUCCACCUGCCACUAACUUGAACCAACCUGGAAGCCAAGACACUGCUUUCAGCUCCCUCAGCUAACCUGGCUGAGGGGACUUCUCUCCUUGUGUAGCUAUCCCUCUGCCCCCAGGGGCACACCGCAGUGGCUCUCCAGGGCUUGGGCAUACUCUGCUAUUCCUUGCAUGGGACAUUUUUAGAUCUGAGAUGUGGCAUGUGCUUUUGCAGCAACCUUUUUAACAAGUCUUUGUGCACUGUUGCUUUAAGUGCCAGUAUUAAUAAAGAUGAUGUGAGUUGGUGUGUAGUUCA
This is a messenger RNA of Corvus hawaiiensis (hawaiian crow), 1751 nucleotides long. It is a transcript of the gene CUEDC2, whose product is annotated as CUE domain containing 2. The record is from RefSeq and is a predicted model, not a curated record. The transcript has 10 exons. The coding region runs from base 525 to 1379 and encodes 284 amino acids. Gene Ontology annotation, molecular function: ubiquitin binding. NCBI's taxonomy places the organism in Eukaryota, Metazoa, Chordata, Aves, Passeriformes, Corvidae.